Dictyostelium purpureum is the source of this 1488-nucleotide messenger RNA. RefSeq lists its product as uncharacterized. Gene Ontology annotation, cellular component: lysosome. The record is from RefSeq and is a predicted model, not a curated record. The transcript is spliced from 3 exons. Lineage: Eukaryota; Evosea; Eumycetozoa; Dictyosteliales; Dictyosteliaceae. Gene Ontology annotation, molecular function: cysteine-type endopeptidase activity; carbohydrate binding. Bases 1 to 1488 code for a protein of 495 amino acids.
AUGAAAAUUAAAACAGUAUUUUUUAUUUUUUUAAUUAUAACAUUAUCUAUUACUAUUUCACAUAGUAGGUUUAAUUAUAGAGAAGAAAAUGAAGAGGAUGAUAUAGAGGUUAUUGUAAAAGUUAAAGUACAAAUAAAUAAACACACAGAUGACAACUAUGUAGAACUUGAUGAUAUUGAAGAUGAAAAAUGCAAUAGAUGUAAAUAUUAUGAAGAUAAAUUAGAAAUCGAAGCAAUAGAUGAUAAUUCAGACAAUGAAGAUAUUAGUAAAAAUAAAGGACAUCAUUAUCAUCAUCAUCGUGAUGUGUGUGGAUGUUUAUUGGAGUACUAUGGUAAAGAAUGCAGAAAAAGAGAAUUCAAUUAUCAAAAAGAGUUUAUUAAAUGGUCAAAUGAUUAUAAUAAAACCUAUACAGCUAAUAAUUUUUACAAGUCAUAUGAAAUCUUUAAAGAUAGUUAUAGAUAUAUUGAACAACACAGCAAAAAAAACGACUCUACUUAUAAAAUAGGUUUAAAUGAAUUUGCAGAUAUUUCACCAGAGGAGUUUGCCCAAACCUAUUUAAUUCAAUUAAACACAACAGAAAUCGAAGAAAUGAUGAACCAAACACAAACACCCAUCCCAACUGAAACCCCAUCACCAUAUCCCAACAUAUGCAAUAUUCAAGUUCAACAAGAGAUCAUUACCUCAUGGAUCACUCAAAAUGAAAAAUACAUCAAUGUUAAAGCUACUAUUCAUAAUUUAGGGUCGUCAACAAUAAAUAGUUUUACAUUUUAUUUAGAGGUAACUAGCAUUUGGGAAGUUUCUACUAUAGGUUCAAAUAAGUAUGGACUACCACAUUGGAGACCAACUAUUGCAGUAAAUGAUUCUAUUUCAUUUUCCUAUAUCAAAAAAGCAAAUAACAUAACAGAUUUGGAACAAGUAGAAACAAGAUGUGAAUCCCAUUCAAAUAAAACCCAACCCUCCAAUAAAUCAGGAUUAUUAAUGUCAACAGCUAGUGCUGAUUGGUCCUCAUCUCUUCCACCUGUUAAAAACCAAGGAAGUUGUGGAUCUUGUUACGCUUUUGCAAGUAUAACAGCACUAGAAGGUGCUUUAUCUAAAAAAGGAAUUCAGGCUCGAUUAAGUGAACAAGAAAUUGUUGAUUGUACAAGAAACCAAGGUAACAAUGGUUGUUCAGGUGGUUGGUUUACAGGUGUUUAUGAUUAUAUCAGAGCAAAUAAAGGAGUAAGUUUAGAAACAGGAUAUCCAUAUACUAAUUCUGAAGGUACAUGUAGACCAACUUCAAAAAAUGGUGGUAUAAAUUCAUAUGUAAAUAUAAAUAAUGAAAGAUCUAUGACUGAUGCCCUUACAAGAGUAGGCCCCAUAGCAGUUGCUUUACAAGCAGGUGUAAGAUCUUUCCAACUUUAUCAAAGUGGAUUAUAUAACGAUGCUGCAUGUGGUAAAGGAAAUAUUGACCACGCAGUUACUCUUAUUGGUGAGUAUUUAUACUUAUAA